Psylliodes chrysocephalus is the source of this 1751-nucleotide messenger RNA. NCBI's taxonomy places the organism in Eukaryota, Metazoa, Arthropoda, Insecta, Coleoptera, Chrysomelidae. The record is from the annotation of a GenBank genome assembly.
GCCCCUUUACCUAUUUUUUAUAAAUAUCGUAAAAAGUAGUAACUCUUUUAAACUGGACAAUUAUAUUUAAAAAACUAUUUGAUACGCCCAUGGAGAAUACAACUGUCAAACGUUCUUAUUUACAGGCACAAACAGAGCUUAUGUUCGCAGAUACUCGAAAACGCCACAUGUCAUAAUAAAACGCAUAGAUGUCAUGAAUUACUAAGAUGAAGAUAAUUUAAUUUUUUUUAAUGGCUUGCGAAAUUCCAGGCAGUGAAGAACCACCGAAAUGCCCAACUUUGGACAUAGCCCAACUAAAAUUCGCUUUAAGUUUACCUGAAUACAGCUACGAUUACUGCAGGAAACAUAAACUUCUUACAAUGAUUUUAGCCGAAGACAUGGCACCUUACUACAAAUUGGUUACUAAAGAUUUAGAUUGGGAAUUCGAUGUUUGCAUGUACUAUCAAAUGAAACAGCACAACGACAGCGUUCUAGAGGAGAUAGAUAAAGAAAUCGAAGACAGUUUGAAAGACAUGGGUCUGACGGAAAUGCGAGAAUUGUAUAUGAAGAAAGCUAAUUACUUGAGUAAAAUCGGUGAUAAAGAAAACACUAUAAAAGCGCUGAGUCAGGCAUACGACAGCACUAUAGCGCUGAAGAACAAAUUAGACAACAUUUUCUAUUGCAUUAGAAUCGGUUUGUUCUUUAUGGACACCGGUUUGAUACGGAGGAACAUUCAAAGAGCCGAAUCUAUGCUCGAACAAGGUGCUGAUUGGCACAGCAGGAACUGUUUCAAAAUCUACAAAGCUUUGUAUUCGUUGAUCACCAGAGAUUUCAAAACUGCCGCUAAUCUUUUAGUAAACUCGAUAUCCACUUUCAUUUGUACAGAAGUGUUAUCGUUCGAUAUGUUCAUACGUUACACGCUUUUGUCGGCAAUUUUAACCUUGAAUCGAAGCGAAUUAAAGAGUAAAUUGAUACAAAAUCCCGAUAUGCAGCAGGCCUUACACAACGUCGUUACCCUCAAAGAAUACUUAUUCUCUCUUUACAACUGUGAUUACAAGCUUUUUUUCUUAAGGCUCGCCGAUGUUGAAGUACUAAUCAAGCAAGAUAUGCUGCUGAAUCCGCACUAUCAGAACUAUAUUCGCGAGAUGAAAAUCAAAGCAUACGAUCAGUUGCUGUCUACAUACAUUUCCGUCAACAUAUCAUACAUGAGCCAUCAAUUUGGAGUUUCGGAAGAUUACAUCGAAGAUGAGUUAAGUAAAUUGAUCGCUGCCGGUAGAUUGAAUUACAAAAUUGAUAAAAUUAGCGGUAAAGUCGUGAACGAGCAUAGCGAAAGCAAAAUGGAAGUAUUUAAGGCAGUAAUCAAGCAAGGCGAUAUCGUUCUCAAUCGCAUACAUAAACUUAGUAGGGUGAUUAACAUUUGAGAGACGGUGUCUAAUAAAAUUUUUAAGCACAGUCCAAUGUUUCAUUUCAAUCAAAAUUUGUCUAUUUAAUCCAGUCGAAAUAGGAGUGAAUAAGAAUUUUUCGGUUGCUUAUACAUAAGUCCCCAUAAAUGAAUUAAAACUUCGCUUAUUUUUUCGCAAACUUGAGGACGACCCUGUAUUUACGUUAUAAAAAAAUGGUUAACGGGGUUAUGAUGGACAAGUAAUGUUAUUUUUAACAGACACAUUGGGGGUUAUGAUUGACAACCUGUGUUAUUUUUAACAGGUCUGUUAUUUUAUGAACACAUAGAAAUAACAAGCUGUUCACAAAUAAAGUGGAUGUUAAAACUAACA